Postia placenta MAD-698-R-SB12 is the source of this 1150-nucleotide messenger RNA. RefSeq lists its product as hypothetical. Bases 17 to 994 code for a protein of 325 amino acids. Gene Ontology annotation, biological process: iron-sulfur cluster assembly. Lineage: Eukaryota; Fungi; Basidiomycota; Agaricomycetes; Polyporales; Adustoporiaceae. The transcript is spliced from 4 exons. Gene Ontology annotation, molecular function: 4 iron, 4 sulfur cluster binding; ATP-dependent FeS chaperone activity; ATP binding. The record is from RefSeq and is a predicted model, not a curated record. Gene Ontology annotation, cellular component: cytosol.
CUUGUUUCCUGCACUCAUGCUCGCAGUACAGCAGCCAGUUCCUAUCCCGGACGUCCUGUCUGUACCGUCCAAUGCACCAGAACAUUGUCCAGGGACUGAGUCUGAGCUCGCAGGCAAGGCAGAUGCCUGCGCAGGAUGCGCGAACCAGGAAAUAUGUGCCUCUGGCCAGACAAAAGGCCCAGACCCCGCCCUCCCGUUCAUACGACAGCGUAUGUCCAGCGUAAAGCGGAAGAUCCUGGUGCUGUCUGGGAAGGGCGGAGUCGGCAAAUCUACUUUCACCGCUCAGCUCGGUUGGGCAUUUGCAGCAGACGAGCAGUUGCAGACAGGCAUCAUGGACGUCGACAUUUGCGGCCCGUCCAUACCCACCAUCCUCGGCAUCGCGUCCGAGCAGGUGCACUCGUCGUCUUCCGGCUGGUCGCCGGUCUACGUGCAGGACAACCUCGGCGUGAUGUCUGUCGGCUUCAUGCUACCAUCUGCCAAGGAUGCGGUCAUGUGGCGCGGGCCGAAGAAGAACGGGCUCAUCUCGCAGUUCCUCAAGGACGUCGACUGGGGCGAGCUCGACUACCUCGUGAUCGACACGCCGCCGGGCACGUCCGACGAGCACCUCAGCAUCGUGCAGUUCCUCAAGGAGAGUGGCAUCGACGGCGCAGUCGUCAUCACGACCCCGCAGGAGGUCGCGCUGCAGGACGUGCGCCGCGAGAUCGACUUUUGCAGAAAGGUCGGCAUCCGCGUGCUCGGUCUCGUCGAGAACAUGUCUGGGUUCGUGUGCCCGAGCUGCAAGAAUGAGUCGCAGAUAUUCAAGCCCAGCACGGGCGGCGGGCGCAGACUGGCGCAGGACAUGGGCGUCGACUUCCUCGGUGCCGUACCUCUGGACCCUCGUAUCGGGAAGAGUGCAGACUACGGCGUGAGCUUUCUGGAUGAAUACCCCGAUAGUCCCGCAAGCACAGCAUACUUGGACAUCAUAGACAAACUCAAAGCUAAACUUGGAGACUGAGGGACCAUCAUCCCAUGUUGCAUCGCCCAUUAGUUGUAUUCAUUCACUUUUCGCAUCCACUAUUUGCAUACCAUCAACUUGUUCAUGUAGCGUAUUCACUGAGUAUGAUUAGCCCAUCAGUCUAUGUACAAUGGGACAGGAAUGCAGGUCUAUGUA